UGGGUGGACCCCGGCGCACAGGCCUCUGCUGCCUCUUGGGAGCGGGCGGGGAGCCGGACCUCCCGCACCUGCAGCGACCUCGUACUCGCGGGCUCCGGCGCGGUCACCUGUGGCUGCGCUCCGUGUUCCCCCGCGCCGGUCCAUGGCGCACGUGGAGGCGGUGGCUCCGAGGGCUCCCCCGGGCUGCAUGUGAGCUGGGCACCGGAGGAGGGACUCGGCGCGGGGCCACAGGCGCGAUGCUUGUCCUUGUGGAGGCGACGGCGGCCGCGCGGUGGCCCUGGCCCUGGUGCUGCUGCUCCCCGCCGUGCCCGCGCCGGCGCCCUGCUCCGCCUGCAGCCCAGCAUGCCCCACGUGUGCGCGGAGCAGGAGCUGACCCUGGUGGGCCGCCGCCAGCCCUGCGUGCGGGCCUUCAGCCGGACGGUGCCCGUGUGGAAGCCGGGCUGCGGGCGGCAGCCGUGGUGCGUCAGCCAGGAGCGGAGAACCAGCUACUACACCAGCUACAGGCAGGUGUACGCCGCGGAGACCCGGACCGUGCUCAGGUGCUGCCCUGGGUGGAGCCAGCAGCCGGGCGCCCAGGGCUGCCUCGCCGACGUGAACGAGUGUGCCGCCGGCAACGGGGGCUGCGAGGGCCACUGCUGCAACACCGUGGGGGGCUUCUACUGCCGCUGCCCCCCGGGCCGCCAGCUGCACGGAGACGGCAAGACCUGCCGAGACGUGGACGAGUGCCAGAUGCACAACGGCGGCUGCCACCACAGGUGCGUGAACACACCCGGCUCCUACGUCUGCGAGUGCAGGCCCGGCUUCCGGCUCCACGCGGACGGCAGGACCUGCCUGGCCGUCCCGUCCUGCGCCGUGGGCAACGGGGACUGCCAGCACAGCUGCGUGCAGCUCACGGUCACCCAGCACCGCUGCCAGUGCCGGCCCGAGUUCCAGCUCCAGGAGGACGGCAGGCGCUGUGUCCGCAGGAACCCGUGCUCGGACCGGAACGGCGGCUGCAUGCACACGUGCCAGGCGCUCCGGGGCCUCGCCCACUGCGCGUGCCACGCCGGCUACCGGCUGGCGGCCGACCGCAAGGCCUGCGAAGACGUGGACGAGUGUGUGAUGGGGCUGGCCCGGUGUGCCCACGGCUGCCUCAACACCCAAGGGUCCUUCAAGUGCGUGUGCCACGCGGGGUACGAGCUGGGGGCCGACGGCCAGCAGUGCUACCGGAUCGAGAUGGAGAUCGUGAACAGCUGCGAGCUGGACAACGGCGGCUGCUCCCACGGCUGCAGCCACAGCAGCGAGGGGCCGCUGUGCACCUGCCCCCGCGGCUACGGGCUGGACGAGGACCAGAAGACGUGCAUCGAUGUGGAUGACUGUGCUGACGCGCCCUGCUGCCAGCAGGCCUGCACCAACAGCCCCGGCGGCUACGAGUGCGGCUGCUACGCCGGCUACCGGCUCCUCCCCGACGGCUGCGGGUGUGAGGACCUGGACGAGUGUGCGUCCGGCCGCGGGGGCUGUGACCACCACUGCGCCAACCUGGCCGGCUCCUUCCGCUGCUCCUGCGAGGCCGGCUUCCGGCUGGACGGGGACCGCCGGGGCUGCUCCCCCCUGGAGAUGCCCGAGGUGGACCUGGACGGCCGGCUGCCCCUGGCGCGGCCCCUGCCGCACGUCUCGGUGCUGCAGGACACGCUGUCCCACCUCUUCCAAGACGACGACGUCGGGGCCCUGGAGGCGGAGGCCCGGGGGGAGCACACGCUGGAGGAGAAGUUUGUCUGCCUGGAGGGCGCCUUUGGCCCCGACUGCGGCCUGACCUGCGAGGACUGCGGCAACGGGGGGACCUGCCUGCCCGGCCUGGACGGCUGCGACUGUCCCGAGGGCUGGACCGGGCUCGUCUGCAACGAGACUUGCCCCCCAGACACCUUCGGCAAGAACUGCAGCUCCGCCUGCAGCUGCCAGAAUGGCGGGACCUGCGACCCUGUGACGGGGGCCUGCCGCUGCCCCCCGGGUGUCGGCGGAGCCCACUGUGAGGACGGCUGCCCCAGGGGUUUCUAUGGCAAGCGCUGCCGUAAGAAGUGCCACUGCGCCAACCGGGGCCGCUGCCACCGCCUCUACGGGGCCUGCCUCUGCGACCCCGGGCUCUACGGCCGCUUCUGCCACCUGGCCUGCCCGCCGUGGGCCUUCGGGCCGGGCUGCUCGGAGGAGUGCCAGUGCGAGCAGCCGCACACGCAGGCGUGCGACGGGAAGGACGGCCGCUGCGUCUGCAAGGCGGGCUUCCGAGGCCCGCGGUGCCAGCACGCCUGCGAGCCGGGCUCCUUCGGGCCGGGGUGCCAGCAGGCAUGUGCCUGUCCCCUGGGCUUGGCCUGCGACCCCGUCAGCGGCGCGUGUGGGAAGCCAUGUCCUGCUGGCUACCGCGGGGAGGACUGUGACCAAGAGUGCCCAGCGGGGACAUUUGGUGUGAACUGCUCGGGCUCCUGCUCCUGUGGGGGGGCCCCCUGCAACACGGUCACCGGGCAGUGCCUGUGCCCGCCGGGGCGGACGGGGGACGCCUGUGGGGAAGAUUGCCCCGAGGGCCGCUGGGGGCUCGGCUGCCAGGAGAUCUGCCCGGCGUGUGAGCACGGAGCCGCCUGCGAGCCUGAGACUGGAGCCUGCCGGUGCCGCCCUGGCUACACGGGCAGCCGCUGCCAGGACGCGUGCCCCGCGGGCUGGUUCGGGCCCGGCUGCCACACCCGCUGCUCCUGUGCCAACGACGGGCCCUGCGACCCGGCGACCGGGCGUUGCAGCUGCGCCCCGGGGUGGACCGGCCUCAGCUGCCAGAGAGCCUGUGACAGCGGACGCUGGGGACCCGACUGCAGCCACACCUGCAACUGCAGCGCGGGCCACGGGGGCUGCGACGCCGCCAGCGGCGCCUGCCUGUGCGAGGCUGGCUACCUGGGCCCGCGGUGCGAGCAGCGGUGUCCCCAAGGCCGCUUUGGGCCGGGCUGUGAGCGGCGGUGCCAGUGCGAGCAUGGGGGGGCCUGUGACCACGUCAGCGGGGCCUGCACCUGCCCAGCCGGCUGGAGGGGGACCUUCUGUGAGCGAGCCUGCCCGGCCGGCUUCUUCGGACUGGACUGCCACCACGCCUGUGACUGCGCCGCCGGGGUGCCCUGUGACGCUGCGAGCGGCACCUGCCUCUGCCCCGCGGGCCGCCGGGGCCCCCGCUGCGCCCAGACCUGCCCGGCCCUCACCUACGGGCACAACUGUAGCCAGGCCUGCUCCUGCUUCAACGGGGCCUCCUGUGACCCAGUGCACGGGCGGUGCCACUGUGGCCCUGGCUGGACGGGCCCCAGCUGCCUGCAGGCCUGCCCCGCGGGUCUGCACGGCGAGAACUGCCAGCGUGCCUGCCUCUGCCACAACGGGGGCACCUGCGACCCUGUCUCAGGCCACUGCGCCUGCCCGGACGGCUGGGCCGGCCCGGCCUGCGAGCAGGAGUGCCUCCCGGGGCGCUCCAGAGCCGGCCGCCAGCAUGGCUGCGGGUGCCCCAAUGGCGGCCUCUGUGACCGGCACACAGGCAGCUGCCUCUGCCCCGCUAGCCGGACGGGGCACAAAUGUCAGAGCCCCUGUGCCGAGGGCACCUUCGGGGCUGGCUGCCAGGAGCGCUGCGCCUGCCGGCGGGGAGCCACCUGCCACCGGGUCACCGGGGCCUGCCUCUGCCCGCCGGGAUGGAGGGGCUCGCGGUGUGACACUGCCUGCCCGCGUGGCUGGUUCGGGGAGGCCUGUGCCCGGCGCUGCCAGUGCUCGCCGGACUCCGCCUGCCACCACGUCACCGGAGAGUGUCGCUGUCCCCCCGGCUUCACCGGGCCCGGCUGUGAGCAGGCCUGCCCGCCGGGCACCUUCGGGGAGAGCUGUGGGCAGAAGUGCCGGUGUCCCAGCGAGAGCCAGGCCUGCGACCCUGCCUCCGGCAUCUGUGUGUGCGCGGCCGGCUACCACGGCACCGGCUGCCGGCAACGGUGCCCUCCGGGGCGCUUCGAGGCCGGGUGUGAGCAGCUCUGUGGGUGUCUCAACGGGGGAUCCUGUGACGCAGCCACGGGCGCCUGCCGCUGCCCCACCGGCUUCCUGGGUGCCGACUGUGGCCUCUCCUGUCCCCAGGGCCGCUUCGGCCCCGGCUGUGCCCACCUGUGCAGCUGUGGGCAGGGGGCGACCUGCGACCCCGUGACCGGCAACUGCACCUGCCCGCCCGGGAGGACCGGUGCCCACUGCGAACAGGACUGUCCCCAGGACCGGUUUGGCGAGAGCUGUGAGCACAUGUGCGCCUGCAAAAACGGGGGCCUGUGCCACCCGGCCACCGGCAGCUGCUCCUGCGGCCUGGGCUGGACGGGGCCGCACUGCGAGCUGGCCUGCCCCGCCGGGCACUACGGGGCCGCCUGCCGCCUGGAGUGCUCCUGCCGCCACAACGGCACCUGCGAGCCCAGCACGGGCGCCUGCCGCUGCCGCCCCGGCUUCUACGGCCAGGCCUGCGAGCACUCCUGUCCCCCUGGCUUCCACGGGGCCGGCUGCCAGGAGCCGUGCAAGUGCCACCGCGGAGCCCCCUGCCACCCGGCCAGCGGCCAGUGUCUCUGCCCCGCCGGCUUCCGCGGCCAGUUCUGCGAGAGCGGGUGUGAGCCGGGCUCGUUUGGAGAGGGCUGCCGCCAGCGGUGUGACUGCGAGCAGGGGGCAGGCUGCGACCCCGUCUCUGGCCACUGCUUGUGCCCCCCGGGGCGCAGGGGGGCCACCUGCAGCCUUGACUGCAGGCCGGGCUUCUUCGGCCCAGGCUGUGCGCUGCGCUGUGGCUGCGGGGGCGGGGCCGACUGCGACCCCGUCAGCGGCCAGUGUCACUGCGUGGAUGGCUACACGGGGCCCACGUGCCGGCAAGGUGGGCCACCCCAGCUCCCCGGGGUCCCGUUCCCAGCCCUGAGUCCAGCGGCCUCGCACGCAGCCCCUCCCAGACCAGCGCCCACGCUGCUGCACAGCAGGCCAGAGGACCACUAGCACAGAGGCAGCGAGGUGCCCCUCCUGGGUGCCACACUGAGGGGCCCCGGGGACUUCGGUGACUUCCGAGGAGGGACACCACGGGCCAGGACUGAGGCCCACCCUUGCUUCCGAGGCCCCAGAACAGCCGUGCAGCCUCUCCGUCCGCAAGGACCUGCAGGGAUCGCCCAGCCUCCAGGAGGGAGGCUCCGCCUGGUGGAGCUGCUCCGGCCCGGAGCCCAGGCCAGUGGACAGGAGGCCUGUGCGGAGGGGGCCCGCCCCUCCCCGCCGCCAGCUGGCUCGGACUGCUGGCCACUGGGGGUGCAGGUGCACCUAUGGGGGCCCUCGUGCCCCGAGGAGGCUCUUUGGUGCUAGGCCUCGGGACUGGUGCGUCCCACCUGUCACCUGGGGGUGCCACUGGCCGUAUUUAUGGGAAGAUAUUUAUGGGCAGCCGGACACACCCGCUGCACCCCUGGGUGCUGGAAGGCUGCCCGUCUCCUGCCUGCCUCAGGGAGCCCGGACUGGGGACUGCGGGGCCCCGAGGGGCCUCCCUCCGGGCGGUGGGCUCUGGUACGCUGUGAAACCCAGCGAGCUAAGAAAGGAGCAGCCGCUGCU
Molecule: messenger RNA, 5580 nt
Organism: Phyllostomus discolor (pale spear-nosed bat)
Lineage: Eukaryota; Metazoa; Chordata; Mammalia; Chiroptera; Phyllostomidae
Gene: MEGF6
Product: multiple EGF like domains 6
Exons: 38
Coding region: 343-4986 (1547 amino acids)
Molecular function (GO): protein binding; calcium ion binding; scavenger receptor activity
Source: RefSeq, a predicted model, not a curated record